This is a messenger RNA of Aspergillus calidoustus, 957 nucleotides long. The record is from the annotation of a GenBank genome assembly. NCBI's taxonomy places the organism in Eukaryota, Fungi, Ascomycota, Eurotiomycetes, Eurotiales, Aspergillaceae.
AUGGCCUGUCCUUAUAACCCCGCACAUACUCAGGGGACAAACACCUGCACAGACGCUGCAGUCAGCCGACUGCCGAACCUUCUCGCUCCCCGAGCUUUGUACAGAGUACGGAGUACAUCUACGACAAUACACAGAUACAAAACCAUGUCCGCAGGAAACGAACGCUUCAACGACGAAGCCGCAGACUGGGACAAGAACCCCUCUGUGCAGGAAUCCUCGCGGCUCGCCUUCAACGCACUCUCCCCGCUCAUCACCUCCCUCUCCGCACAGAAACAAAUAGCGACAGGGACAAAGACGGGCCUCCAUGUCCUUGAAGUCGGCUGCGGCACAGGCCUGCUGACCCUGCGCGUCGCACCGCUCGUCGCCUCAAUCGUCGCCAUCGACCCGGCUCAGGGUAUGAUCGAGACACUAAAGGCAAAGAUCGAGACACCUUCCUCAUCAUCUACAUCCACAUGUGAAAGCGACAAUCGCGAAGCCGACGGCCCGCGGACACAGAAACCCAACAGCAACAUCCUCCCCAUCUGCCACCUCCUCAACGACCCUGAAGACCCGAUUCUACCACCCGAGGACGAGGCUCCGAAUUCAACGGUUCGCCGUCGGAAAUUCGACCUCAUAAUCUCCCACCUCGUCAUGCACCACGUCCCCGACCUCCGGUCCUUUCUCUCAACAUUACACGGGUGCCUUGCGCCCGGCGGGAAAGUAGCACUCACGGAUUUCGAGGAUUUCGGACCGGAGGCGAUCAAGUUCCAUCCGCCAUCGAAGCUCGAGGGGGUGGAGAGGCAUGGGAUUCAACGGGAGUCGAUGGAAGGGCUUAUGGGGGAGGUUGGGUUUGACGAUGUGCGGGUUCAGGUUCGCUGGAGUUUGAGAAAGUCGGUUGAGAAGUGGGAGGGGUGUAGACCUGGGGAGACGAUGGACUUUCCAUUUUUACUGUGCGAGGGGUUGAGGCCUGUAGCUUGA